Messenger RNA from Hipposideros armiger (great roundleaf bat), 5633 nucleotides. RefSeq names its product integrator complex subunit 4-like. Gene Ontology annotation, biological process: snRNA processing. The annotation marks the transcript as partial. The record is from RefSeq and is a predicted model, not a curated record. Lineage: Eukaryota; Metazoa; Chordata; Mammalia; Chiroptera; Hipposideridae. Gene Ontology annotation, cellular component: integrator complex. The transcript is spliced from 15 exons.
CACCUGGCAGAUACCUCCCAUGGUGUAAGAAAUAAGUGCCUGCAAUUACUUGGCAAUCUUGGCUCUUUGGAGAAAACUGUUACAAAGGAUACAGACAGCCUAGCUGUCAGAGAUGUCCAGAAGAUUAUAGGGGAUUACUUCAGUGACCAGGACCCCCGUGUCAGAACGGCAGCUAUAAAAGCCAUGUUGCAGCUCCAUGAAAGAGGACUGAAGUUACACCAAACAAUUUAUAAUCAGGUUAUUGAACCUGUAGCUUUAGGCUUCUGUUUUGUCAUUUGUGGUUUCUUUUACUUUAGCAUUGUCCCAAUUCCUUCUUCUAAUGAAGAAAUUCGCUUAGUUGAUGAUGCAUUUGGAAAAAUUUGUCACAUGGUCAGUGAUUGCUCCUGGGUGGUUCGAGUUCAAGCUGCAAAGCUAUUGAGGAAACGCACUGCACAUGAGCGUGCCAAGGAACUUUAUAGUUCAGGUGAAUUUUCCAGUGGCAGGAAGUGGGGAGAUGAUGCUCCCAAGGAAGAAGUGGAUACGGGGGCUGUGAACUUGAUUGAGUCAGGAGCUUGUGGAGCCUUUGUUCAUGGAUUGGAAGAUGAGCUGUAUGUGUCAUCAGCUGUUUCCCCCAACAUCACGCCUCAGGAGGAUCCUUCUCAUCAGUUCCUGCAGCAGAGCCUUGAAAGGGUGUACAGCCUUCAGCACCUGGACCCUCAGGGCACCCAGGAGCUGCUCGAGCUCACCAUCAGCACUCCUCCAUCAGACAUUGCAGUUUUGGUUCUUAUCUUCAAUGCUGCUAAGACCUGUCCGACAAUGCCAGCAUUGUUCUCAGAUCACACCUUCAGGCACUAUGCCUACCUCAGGGACAGCCUUUCUCAUCUUGUUCCUGCCUUGAGGUUACCAGGUAGAAAACUAGUGUCAUCAGCUGUUUCCCCCAACAUCACGCCUCAGGAGGAUCCUUCUCAUCAGUUCCUGCAGCAGAGCCUUGAAAGGGUGUACAGCCUUCAGCACCUGGACCCUCAGGGUGCCCAGGAGCUGCUCGAGCUCACCAUCAGGGAUCUGCAAAGACUUGGAGAACUUCAGUCUGAAUUGGCAGGAGUAGCUGAUUUCUCUGCUACCUAUCUUCGGUGUCAACUUCUUCUCAUCAAGGCCUUACAGGAAAAGCUGUGGAAUGUGGCCGCCCCUUUGUAUUUGAAGCAGAGUGAUUUGGCCUCAGCAGCAGCAAAACAGAUCAUGGAAGAGACCUACAAAAUGGAGUUCAUGUAUAGUGGUGUGGAGAAUAAGCAGGUGGUGAUUAUACAUCACAUGAGGCUGCAGGCCAAAGCCUUGCAACUUAUAGUAACGGCACGAACUACUCGAGGAGUUGACCCCUUAUUUGGGAUGUGUGAAAAAUUUUUACAGGAAGUGGACUUUUUUCAAAGGUGUUUCAUCACUGAUUUGCCCCAUCUGCAGGACAGCUUUGUGGACAAACUUCUUGACCUUAUGCCCCGACUCAUGACUUCCAAACCUGCAGAAGUGGUCAAAAUUCUACAUACCAUGCUGCGGCAGAGUACCUUCCUGCACCUCCCCCUUCCAGAGCAGAUCCACAAAGCCUCAGCCACCAUCAUUGAGCCGGCAGGCGAGUCCGACAACCCUUUGCGGUUUACAUCUGGGCUGGUGGUGGCCCUGGAUGUCGACGCAACCCUGGACCAUGUGCAGGAUCCCCAGAGCACUGUGAAGGUCCAGGUCUUAUAUCCAGACGGCCAGGCUCAGAUGAUCCACCCCAAGCCUGCAGACUUCAGGAAUCCUGGCCCCGGGCGGCACCGGCUCAUCACUCAGGUGUAUCUCUCCCACACUGCCUGGACAGAACCAUGCCAGGUGGAAGUGAGGCUGCUGCUGGCCUACAACUCCAAUUCACGCAUUCCAAAAUCCCCCUGGAUUGAGAGUGGUGAGAUCUCAUCCCAGGUGGAAACCGGCAUCGAGGGCACCAUCCCCUUCAGCAAGUCUGUAAAAGUUUACAUAAUGCCCAAACCCGCAAGGCGCUGAGUCACAAGCAGUCUCUGUAGCUGAGGCCUAGAAGGCCCUUCUUAGGUAUCACAGUUGGGCCAGAAGCCUGGAGGACGUCACCUGGAAGAGGUAUAUAGGCAUAAGGAGGAACAUGUGACCCUUAUGGUCUCAUCCGGUAUCAAACAGGAUAAAUUAUUUUGUACUAAGAAAACUGAAACUUCCAAGUUUAUCCCCUCCCCAAAUCCCUCCCCAUAAUAAAAUUGAGAAAACACCUUAAAGAAAUGUGUGUGGCUAUAGGGUCAACAUUUAUACUAUAUGCUUACAUUCCUUGGGUGUGAAACAAAGAUCCGAUUUUCGAGCCACCUCCAAAGAGCUGUUUGUUGGAGUCACAAUUUUGUUUCUGAAAGCACUCGUCUAUUUGCCAGGGCCAACUCCCAAGCAGCUUUCACAGCUGUACUUUUUCCCCAUAGACAGUUCCUGAAUGGCCUUAGAUGUCCGUUAUCUCACUGAGAAGCGCCUUCCCGAACUCAGGCAAUAGCUGGGCCAAAGACUGAAUGAAUAGCUGGAGAAAGAAUCAUUUUUAUUCCUGAGGGAAAUUCUUGGUCUUGCCUGCCGUUAUCCUUAGACCCAAGAUAAUAGAGAAAGGCCAUAUUUUAGAAGAGAAACCUAGAUUAUGGGAAAGAGGGAUCCAGUGUAAGAAGUAAAAUCACUUCUCACUACACCUGGGAUGACUCCAGGGUUCGAGCUGCAUGUGAGUUAAAGGUGCAGCCGGGGUGUAAGAGUGGAAAAUGCCCCAGAGAUGUUACCCGUGAGGGCCCUGUGCUCUGUUCUUUACCUGUCAUAUAAUCCUCACGGCAGCCAGGUGAGACUUAGAGUUUAAGUCACUGGUUGGAAAACUACAGCAAGCAGUAAAGCCUGUAUUCAUUCAAAUCCAAGUUGAGGCCAAAGGCCUGAGCUGUCCCACCUCAAGGGAAGUAGAUGCAAAAGAGCCUUCAAAUCUUAGCUUGCUAUGCCUCAGUUUCCUCAUCUGUAAAACAGCAAUAACUAUAACAAGAAUUGUUGAAUGGGUUUAAUUAAAUAAUGCUUGGUAGAAUCUGAAUAUGCAGCCAGUCUAGACCAUAUUUGGUACUUGGAAAUCUCAUAAAAAUAAUAGCAAGAUCAUACUCAGACUUGGAGCUGGAAUUUGAAUCCAAGCAUGUUUGACUUCCGGUUUCAUGUACUUGUGUGUGCCUGGCAGUGUCGUAAGCCAUUUACACGGGUUAACUCAUUUAAUCCUCCCAACCAUCCUAGGUACUGUUGUCUUCAUUUGAUAAACAAGGCAAUUGAAGUUCAGAGAAUUAAGUAACUUGGCAUAGGUCACACAACUAGUAAAUGACAGAGCUGGGAUUUGAACCCAUACAGUCAUAACUACUAUAGAGGGAUUAAGGGAGGAAAAAUCAUCUCUAGGGAGCUUCCUUUUCUAGUGUGCUCAUCUAUUUUGUACAUCUCAAGGAUAUGCCCUCAGUGGGCUCUCAAGUGUCAACAGUAGAUGCCCUGGAAAAAGUGCCUGCCUUGGGGAUAAAAUGAAGCUUAAAGCCAGACUGAAGAAUACUGUGGCCGACACAAACAUCUAAUGACAGUUGCUGAGUUGGAGCAUAGACGACAACAUUAAGACCCAUGGCUGCUGACUGAGCCCCUUAUGCCAUCGCUAUAGCAAGCCUUCAAGGAAAGAAUGUGUUGGGUCCUUUUCAGAUAUAGUGCUUCUUUUAUAAAAAACCCUUCCAGGUUAUCCCCCAUUUUACAGGCGGGAAACAGAGGCUUUGAGCUAAUCUAUUGGGCAAAGCCUGGACUUGAUUUUAGGUCUUAAAGCACAAAAUUUAGUACUUUUUCCACCAAAGGUGGAGCCAUCGUAAGGGGCAGAUUUUGGCUGAGUGUCACUAAGUUUUUUAAGGCUGUGUAAGAAUUGAAUGGGCUGCACCAGGAGAUAAGGAAUUCUCAUGCUGGAUGUGUUCAAGCAGAGGUUGAAACAAGUUCCUGACAAGUUUGUUCUGGAGGAAUUCAAGUAUCAUAUGACGGGCUGGGCUCAACCUUUUAAAUUCCUUUUACCCUGAAGUCUCAGGUUCUGUGAAAUAUGAGAAUCUUGAUUUUUCUGCAUCUGGUUCUAUACUUUUUCACUGAAGUGAAAAAAAUGACCUUAUAUUACAAAGACCUGCAAGGGAGCAUAAAGAUCACUGUGGUGUGGCACCUUCAUUUUACAAGUGAAGAUACAAGCCCUCAGAGAUCUAGUUAGUGGUGAAGCCAAGGCUAAAAGCCCGGCCUCCGGAUUUUUAGUCCAAUAUGAUUUUCAUAACGGGUCUAUCGUUCUGUUCUGUCUUUGUCCGCAGUCUACCAUGCAACCAGCAGUCAAAGCCAGAGAAACCCUGGUGUCACUUUGCAUUUCUUCCUCACCCUUCAUAUAAAGCCAGCCAUUAAGUCCUUUAGAUUCUGAUCACUUAAAUGAUUCUUGACUCAAUCCUCUUCUCAUUAUACUCACUAUUAAAACUGAUGCAGGCCGCCAGCAUCUCUCCUAAAGUAUGGCAUUGGUGUCCUAAUGAUCUCCUUGUCUCAAAUCUUGCCCCCUUCAGCCCAUUCUUCACACAGCUGUCAGUAAUCUUUCUAAAACUCAGAACUGAUCACACCAUUGCUCUGCUUAACCCCCUUUAAGUAGAUCACUUCUGGUCCCAGGAUAAAGUCUAAACUCCUAUCCUUGAAGGCUCCUCAUGCUCCUGCGGUUGUCUGCAGCCGCAUACUCCCUGUCCCAGACAUUCCCUGUACUUCUCCAGCUCUAGAGAAUUACCUGCAGUUGUUUCCAGUUCUCACCUUGUUCUCUUGCCUCGGACCUUUGGACCUGCUGGGCCCUGGAAUAUGCUCUUUGGAUUGUCUUCUGUGGUUCCUUCUCUUUAGGGCUGAGCCUCAUUCUAGAACCUAUCUGUGUCUCCUGUGGGCUUGGUGCAUUGUUCCCACCUAUACAUUCUUCAAGCUUGGUAUUUAUUGCAGGUUCACAAACAGAAACCCCUAAAAAAGGUAGGUGACAAAAAAGGAGUCAAGAGGCUUAGAGGAAGGCAAUCGAGACUGAAGAAUCCGAGAGCACGCUCUCUGUCAGAAGGCAGUUACUAAUCAGCUGCCCUCAGUUGUUUAUAAGGUUGGGCCUGGUGGUGUCAAAUCUGCCAGUUCUUUCAGAAAAGCCAGAAAUCUGCAUUUUCAUGUAAAAAAUACCCACAUAAAAAAUCUUGGUUACUAAGGCAGAUGUUAAAAUUACUCUGAGACAAAGUAUGUUUCCAGGUAGAUUUGUGCCAGUUUGCAACUUCUACAUCAUUGCUGUGUGUUUACAUGUCUUAUUUCUUCCAAAUAAUCUGAGUACCUGAACAGUGAGAAUGUCUGUGGUGUAUUUCCAGCAUAGCUCCUGGCACAUACCAGAUAGGAAAGAAUGAAUAAGUAUAAGAAUCCAGAGCAAACGUAGUGCCAUGCAUGCCUGCAAAAGCCAGCCCUGAGAUUCAAGUUUCUGGAAGGAUUUUACAUUUGGCUUUGACAUGAUUGACUUCAGCAAACAGAAUUAUGGGAAGACAGAUACACAUCUAGCAAUUGGCAGACUUCUUAAGGAACUACUUAAGCAAGAGGAAAUCAAGUGUGGGCAGUGAGGGCUCUGC